Messenger RNA from Chaetomium strumarium, 1980 nucleotides. RefSeq lists its product as uncharacterized. The record is from RefSeq and is a predicted model, not a curated record. NCBI's taxonomy places the organism in Eukaryota, Fungi, Ascomycota, Sordariomycetes, Sordariales, Chaetomiaceae. The coding region runs from base 1 to 1980 and encodes 659 amino acids. The transcript has a single exon.
AUGCCGCCGUAUGACCGGCCAUCUGCCGUGAGCCAUCGGCAGCCGGCUUUGGCACGGGCUGUAAACAAACCUCCGCCCCUGACCCCCAAAAUCGCGGGCCGGUCACCGGCAUCACAACACCCAAAUUCGACACUUUCAACACCCCUCGCACGACGCACCGCACCCGAAUCGACCCUGGCCGCCAAUGCCACGAGUUCUCACGACAAAGACGAGCUGAUGUCGCCUGUGUCGGCUUUCCUGAGCAGCAACAUCACACCGCGGUCAGGUUCGAGACAGAGCCGCGUCGAUAGUGCUAACAGCACUCCAAGCGGCACGCCAAAUCCGGAUCGUCAUGAUCCUUUGGAGACACGGCCGGGAUUGGGAGUUCCAGGAUCGGGGACGGAGCAGUUACCCAGGCGGCCAGUGGUAGCUUUUAGGACCGCUUCCGAGGCUAGCCAUGGAGCGAAACCAGACAGGGACUCAAAAUUCUUCUAUGCGUCCGAGGCUCAAAAGCAGCCGCCGCAGGCUGCGAGUGUACGGACAUCUGCACCGCAGCAGCCGAAAUCGGCAACUUUCUUCUACGCAAACGGAAAUGCCGUACCUGAACGGCAGAGCGGCCCUCCCAGGCCCUUUUCCCCGACCUUGGCAUCUCCCUCUCCUUCACAGGACACCUUGACAACCAAGUUUGUCUAUGCAAACGGAGCCCCUGAACUACAACCGCCAGCGAAGAUUGGCUCGUCAGCACGACCAGGUCCAGGAUCGGUUGUCUCCAUGUCGUCCAGAGCGCCGAGGGGCAGGCAAGGCAGCAAUGCGAGAGCUCCAUCACCUGGAAGGUCCCCCCAACAGAUGGCGACUAAGAGUCCCCGCAAUUCUACGAUCUUGUCACCACGAUCGCCCGUUUCGGCGUCACAUAUCCAGAGCGGCAAUCAAGCGAGUCAGGUGAAAGCGAAUACUGAGCCUCCUUGUCGGCCCACAAAGUCUCACUCUCGCACCAAGAGCGCAACCAUCAUCGAACUGCCUGUCACCGUAAAAGUGACCCCGGCCCACAGUUCUGUUACUUCGCCUGGCAGCACAUCUCCGUCCAGCCCUCGUCACAGUUCGACGUUCCCGAGUAACACGGCCUCGGGGGGAUUCAGCUCCUUGCUUCAGGCUGUUGAGGACUUGGCGGAAUCUGAAGAAGCUAAAGCCGAGUCCCUCAACAGCCCGACCAAUUUAUCACAGGAUGGCCAGGUAGAGGACCUGGUUGCUAGUGCGCGACGAGAACGCAAAGUCCAAGAUUUGCAGAUCACGAAUGCUAGCCUCGAAGCGAUCAACCGUACGCUGGAGCGGCAGCUGAGGAAACAAACAGCUGAGCUGCGACGUUACCAGCGUCUGUCCCGGUCCGGACAACUAAGCCUGGGCUCUGCCGGCAGCCGGAUCCCGUCAGACUCUACGGCAGACGGUGAGGGAUUGGCGGGAGCGGGGUUGGGCCUGAACGACCUGAGCGAGGAACAGAGCGAGGUUGCGGCUGAGGGCGCCGAGUUAGAAGAGGCAGAGGAGCUUGAUGAUGAGGAUGACAUGUCGAGCUCAGAGGCUUCGGGGGAGCCGAACCCUGAUGCGAGCGCACUGCGCCACGAGAAACGUCGAAGAGACGAGCGGCGACUUCAGCUGGAUAUCUCGAAACAUCAGCAACUGCUCAUCGACAGCCAAAAGAUCAACCAAAGCCUGAAACGGUGUCUGGGAUGGACCGAGGAGUUGAUCAAGGAGGGCAGACGGGCGCUUGCUUAUCAGGUCCGGGUCAGCGAUGUCGAGUUGGGAGGAAGAGUACUCGCCCCCGAGGAGAUAGAGAGACGAGCGCGCGGCGAUGACGCAGCUGAGGAUAACACCUUGGGAGAUGAGACCAUAUACGCGAUAGACGCUCUGGGCCGAGGGUCCCUCGCCGAGCCUGAGACGAUGACCACAUGGAGCAAAGAUCCGCAAGAUAGGGACAGCGGUAUCGAACUGCCGGCGGAUGGCGGCUGA